AUGGACACUGUCAGGGCGCCGGAGUUUCCUCUGUCUGAAACACUAGCGGAAGUUCUCCAGCAGGGGGCGAAACAAACUAUAGAGCUCAGAGACAGACAACACAAACACAACACACUACAGGCUGCUCUGUUAGAUCUGGAUCAGCGCUGUGAGUGUGUGUCGUCUGAUAUAAAGCUGAAGGAGAAGCAGCUCAAUGCUGUUCACUGUGAUGUUGAGCAGAUUCAGAGCAACAUCAUCAGUCUGGACUCACACACACAGACCAUCUUACUGGAAAACUUCCAUCUCAGAAACUCCAUCGAGGAUGAGAUGGAAAACUCUCGCUCUGCACUCGCUGGACACGACUCAUACCGCACUAUAAUGAAGAACUACAGGACGUCUGUUUCUCUGGUGGAGAGUCGAGCAGACGUUUAUAAAGAGUUACUGGAGAAAGAGCAGAAGGUGUCUGAACUGAGGAACACGCUGGAGGAACUCAAAGUGGAUUUACAGAAUCCUGUAGGAAAUGCUGUUCGUCAAGCUCAGAAUGAAAUCAACUUUCUAAAGGGAAAUAUUCAUCAGAGCAGAAAACUGUGAGCUGAGAGAAGAGCCCUUCUGCAGCGGGAGCAAGAGACUCAGUCACAGCUCAAGAAAGAAAUCGAGAUCCAGCACCGGAGAUGUGAGGCCAUCAUUAAACGUCUUCACUGUCAGCUGAAUAAAGCUCAGUCCAAUCACAGACAGAUCUGCAGUGACAUCACUCACAUGGAGAAAGAGGUGCAGGAUCUGAAGAGUCAGCUAGAGGACGCUGCACAGCCUGAACAUCCCUCACUUCCUCUGCCGUGUAAUGCAGAGCCGUUUGGCAUGACAGGUGUAUAGUUGUUUUGAACGGUACAGCUACAUUAUAAAUCAGUAUUGAGUUCAGUGAUUGAUGAAAUGUUUGAAUCGUCUGUAUUAAUCUGUAGCUUGUUAAAUGUGUCGCUGUGAUCCGUUCUCUCUGCGGUUGAUGUAUGUUUGGAUGUUUUCUCUCCAGUAAACGCCUCAUGGCCGUGUUUGA
Molecule: messenger RNA, 1027 nt
Organism: Xyrauchen texanus (razorback sucker)
Lineage: Eukaryota; Metazoa; Chordata; Actinopteri; Cypriniformes; Catostomidae
Product: coiled-coil domain-containing protein 122
Source: RefSeq, a predicted model, not a curated record